CCCUGCUCUCCUCGCCUCCCUCUGUUCUCCCUCUCUUCUUUCUCUUUUACCUCUUUUUCGCCCCUGCAAAACCUUUUAAAAUGUUGGCCCUUCCCUGUGAUUCGCCAGACGCUGCGCUGCGGCCCCCCGCGCGCUCGCCCGCUCCCUCUCUCGCCCGCUUUUUGUCUCUGGCGCUCCCGCUCCCCACCUCCGAUUUGCUACACUGAGGCUCCCGUCAAUGGACUGCAUUGAGAGCCGGCUCCAGCGCGAGUUGCCUCUCCGCUUCACGCUCGAUUUCCAGGCAUUCUUCCCUUAUUAAGUAUUCGUGUAAUAUUAAUAGUCAUGAAUAUCUGCUAUUAGGAGGCUCCAGGAACGCUGCCCAGCGCGGUUAUUAGAAGCUCAAGCGAAGCCGCCGCUAAGAAAAGAGGGAGACACGGAUUAAGGAACACAGGCGCGCGCGCACACACAGACACACACACUUUUUCUUUUUGGGGGCUUUUCAUUUUCUAAGGAACUUUGAAUCAAAACCGAUUACGGCAGGAUAGAGACCGUGGGUUCGACCAGCUGAAGGCGCCGCUAGAAUCCGUGGUUCAAGUUCGGAUGGACCAGAGCGGGGCUACAGCGCUCGGGGGAGCGUCGGCGCGGUGACUGGAGUCCAGGGUGGCUCGGGGCUCCCGGCCCCUUUUGUGUGGGGCGUACUCGGGCGGAGGGGCAGCCGGUCUCUCCGGGCUUGCUUUUUUUUUUUUUUUUUUUCCACCCUGACUCGUUACCCCAGACUCUUCGCAGAUGUUAGUUCACAGUUUUUCAGCUAUGGACCGUCACGACGGCACCAGCAACGGGACGGCACGGUUGCCCCAGCUGGGCACUCCUGAACCCCCUGCACGCCCAGCCGCAGCCGCAGCACCCGGGCUGGCCCGGCCAGAGGCAGAGCCAGGAGUCAGGGCUCCUGCACACGCACCGGGGGCUGCCCCACCAGCUGCCGGGCCUGGAUCCUCGCAGGGACUACCGACGGCACGAGGACCUCCUGCACGGCCCGCACGGGCUUGGCUCGGGACUCGGAGACCUCCCGAUCCACUCCUUACCUCACGCCAUCGAGGACGUCCCGGUAAGAGGCCGCGCGGACGGUGCGAGAGGCAGUGCAGCGCCUACUCACCCACUCCCAGAGAAGAUGCCGGGGACACACAGCCGCAUGUAGAAGACCCGGGUAUUAACAUCCCAGAUCAAACUGUAAUUAAGAAAGGCCCCGUGUCCCUGUCCAAGUCCAACAGCAACGCCGUCUCCGCCAUACCCAUUAAUAAGGACAACCUCUUCGGUGGCGUCGUGAACCCCAACGAAGUCUUCUGUUCAGUUCCGGGUCGCCUCUCGCUCCUCAGCUCCACCUCGAAGUACAAGGUCACGGUGGCGGAAGUACAGCGGCGCCUCUCACCGCCCGAGUGUCUCAACGCUUCGCUGCUGGGCGGAGUGCUGCGGAGGGCGAAGUCUAAAAAUGGAGGAAGAUCUUUAAGAGAAAAACUGGACAAAAUAGGAUUAAAUCUGCCAGCAGGGAGACGUAAAGCUGCCAAUGUCACCCUGCUCACAUCACUAGUGGAGGGAGAAGCCGUCCAUCUAGCCAGGGACUUUGGAUACGUGUGUGAAACUGAAUUUCCUGCCAAAGCAGUAGCUGAAUUUCUCAACCGACAACAUUCCGAUCCCAAUGAGCAAGUGACAAGAAAAAACAUGCUUCUGGCUACAAAACAGAUAUGCAAGAGUUCACCGACCUGCUGGCUCAGGACCGAUCCCCUCUGGGGAACUCCCGGCCCAAUCCCAUCCUGGAGCCUGGCAUCCAGAGCUGCUUGACCCACUUCAACCUCAUCUCCCACGGCUUCGGCAGCCCAGCUGUAUGCGCAGCAGUCACGGCCCUGCAGAACUAUCUCACCGAGGCCCUCAAGGCCAUGGACAAAAUGUACCUCAGCAACAACCCCAACAGCCACACGGACAACAGCGCCAAAAGCAGUGACAAAGAGGAGAAACACAGAAAGUGAGGCUCUCCUCCUGCUCUGCCCCCUUCCUUGGCUCACCAGCCCCCUUCCUUCCCCAAGAGCUCACCCACUCAGUCUUCCCCCACCAACCACCACCAGCAGGUGACAGCUCCGGGAUCAGCAACCCCCCACUGCUGCUGCUGCUGCUGCUGCUGCCACCGCUGCUGCCGCCCGCCUUCAGUCCUCUAGUCAUCCAGUCUGGGAGUCUGGGGAUGGCUCUCCACUGUCAGUGGGGCAGCUCCUGCUGACUCAGGCCCCUGCCUCAACUUCCCCCAUCAGAACCAACUCCUUUGCCCUCCUGUGGAGCCUAAGAGAACAGAACAGACUGGCUAUGAAGCCAGCAAAGAAAAGUUCUGUCUGGAUUUGUGAACUUUUUAAAAAUUUAAAAAAAAAACAACAACCACAAAUCAACAACAGCAACAAAAAAAAUUAAAACUUUUUUCUAAAAAAAAGAAAGUAAAAUUAAAAAAAAAUUAUAUGAGCUUCAUGGGACUGAAUCACCACCUUCCCUUACAUACUUCAGUUCAGAUUGUAGCCAUACUUAAAAAGGCAAAAGGAUAAUGACAUUUUUAUCAGUAUUGUGAAUAAACUUGAACACAAAUACGAAGUUCCAUGUCAUGUCUCAGUUGUAGAAGUUUUUCCUCUUGAAGGUAAAGCAACCAACUUGAACUUUCUCUGGCAACACGAUUCAGUUAUAUAAGGGAAUCAGUGUUCAUGUCUAUGUAUAUAUUUAUUUAUGUGUAAUUUAAUGGGAAGUGUAAAUAUGGUGCAUCUGUUUUAAGCCUUUUUUUUUUUAAUUUAUCUGGUGAUCUUGUUUACCUCUUGUUUAGUGGGUUUUGAAUCUUCCCCAUUAGUUCUUCAUGUGAUUCAUGAUACUUAUUUAGAAAUUCAAGGUUUGGGGGAUUCUUUUUUUCCUCUGGGAUUCAUGAAUUUAGCAUGUUAAGAUGACAAUGAAACAGCUAAACAAAUAAAAAAACAAAGUAAAAUUUUAUAUACAAUUAGAAUUACUUUAGCUUCUCAUUGAACUGAAAGAAAAUUUGAUAUUCGACCCUGGAAAGAUUUUUAAACUUGAGUGGUUUCAUAACCCUUUAAUGUAUUGUGAGGAGGAGGAAAAAGUUAAUUUUAUUCCACUCUCCUCCCUUAAAAGCAUCAUUUGAGCAAUAAAUGAGUAUUGUCUUUAAACCAAGGGUUAGGGAUUUUUCCUCUCUUUCUUUUUGUUCAAAGAACUUCAAACAUUUGGGACCACCUGGUAUUCUGUAUUUUCACUGGCCAUUUUGGAAGCAGUCCUGGUUGUAUUGUAUUGAGUUGUGCUGGCAGUAGUUUCCAUGCCUGUCAAUGUAUCAUAGUCCUUUGUUGCCCAGAUAAAUAAAUAUUUGAUACGCUUUA
Messenger RNA from Phyllostomus discolor (pale spear-nosed bat), 3383 nucleotides. RefSeq names its product transcription factor AP-2 alpha (gene TFAP2A). Gene Ontology annotation, cellular component: nucleus. NCBI's taxonomy places the organism in Eukaryota, Metazoa, Chordata, Mammalia, Chiroptera, Phyllostomidae. Gene Ontology annotation, biological process: anatomical structure development; regulation of transcription by RNA polymerase II; regulation of cell population proliferation. The transcript has 8 exons. The record is from RefSeq and is a predicted model, not a curated record. The coding region runs from base 766 to 1815 and encodes 349 amino acids. Gene Ontology annotation, molecular function: DNA-binding transcription factor activity, RNA polymerase II-specific; RNA polymerase II transcription regulatory region sequence-specific DNA binding.